This is a messenger RNA of Colias croceus (clouded yellow), 3320 nucleotides long. Its product is annotated as unextended protein-like. Bases 78 to 3287 code for a protein of 1069 amino acids. NCBI's taxonomy places the organism in Eukaryota, Metazoa, Arthropoda, Insecta, Lepidoptera, Pieridae. The record is from RefSeq and is a predicted model, not a curated record. Gene Ontology annotation, molecular function: transmembrane transporter activity. The transcript has 16 exons. Gene Ontology annotation, biological process: magnesium ion homeostasis; transport. Gene Ontology annotation, cellular component: plasma membrane.
UGUCAAGCGAGAAAAACAUGUCGUUGUCGCUGUAAAUUUAAGCGCAUAUAUUUAUUUCGCAUUUGUGUAUUUUAAAAAUGGCAUUAGCUUCAAAUGUGUUGCGGACUUGUGGAAUAUUAUUUUAUAUAGUGAAUAGUGUGUGUGGUUUGGACAAUAUAUCAAAACAACCGUGGAUAUUAUCAUUUAAAGUGAGCGAAAAAUCAUGUGUGGAUUUUAAAUGUAAAUAUUUGCUAAAGGUGCACGGUGGUGAAUACCUCGGUCAUUCCUCGUGGAGAUUAACCCCUAAUGCGGGUGCUAGGGGUGUGGACUGUGAAAAUAUAUAUGCUAGUUACGAAUUACGAGAAAUAAAAACAGAACAAUCGCAGUCUGAAAUAGAAGUGUUUUUGCCUCAAAGUAAUGACAAAAUUUACUUUUGUUUGAUGCACACUGAUGGUACACAGGGUCCGUUUAGUGGAAAAUGGGUGCAUCAAGGUUCAGAACUAUUUCUGCAACCGUCGAAAGAUGAAGUACAAUCAAAGACUGGACAUUUUAAAGAACUUCCCGAAACCAACAACGAAUUACAAGCGCCUAAAGAUACCAAUGAACUACAAGAAACAAACAAAGAAUGGGCAGAUCUCUCCCACGAUACAGAUGUUAAUUAUAUUUCAAAUGUCGCGAAGCCCUCCAGAGCAGAAAGAAACGCAAUCGAAGUUUUAAUAGAUAAUAAAUAUGUACCUCUUAAUGAUACAGGAUACGAAAAUCUUAUAGAAAAAAAUUAUAUUAAUAACAAUGAUAUUUAUAAUGGUAAUGAUUAUAUUGAUAGAAGAAAAAGGGAGACGAAUAAAACUGUUUUAAAAGAAGAAAGUACUAAUGGUUUAGAUAAAGCUGUGAUACAUAAAAGUAAUGAUAGUGAUGCUAAAAUAGAUAUUGCAGUUAAUAAUAGCGAUAUAUACACAGAGAAAGAUGACAAUUCAGACAAUUUAGACAGUCUUUCAUUCAACAAGGAGGACUUCAAUGUUGAUGGCGCCAAAAUGAAAAGACAGCUCAUGUUCCAAGUAACCGAUUUCACAGGUGUUAAAUCUUCUGCAGCUAUAUUUCUGGAUGGUUUGAGGGUUGAAGAGGCUGAGAAGGAUCCUAAGAUAUUGGAGGACGGUAUACCUAGUGUUCUGGCUGAUACUAAAGUCACUUUAAGGCUGUUUGGCCAAGGUCUAAGCCAGAGGACGGUGAUCGCGUUCACACACGACGCGCUUGAGUACGGCCAACCCUGCAAGUUUCUGCUCAAGGGAGAGCAUAUGGCGGUACACGAAUCGGUAACAGCCACAUCAGCUCUAUUCCAAUUUCGUGCUCCCUCCCCCAUAAUUGGGUCUAAAAUGUACAUAUGCGCCAAGAAUCUCAAGGAAGGUGUCACUGAUCCGAGUGAAGAUGAAGAGAAGUAUAUACAUCAGGGUGUUGAGAAUUGGAAGAUAUUCGCGACACAUAAUAAGUUAAUGCCACUCUGGGUGGCCAUGAUACUCAUACUGGUGUGUUUGACGUUCUCUGCGCUGUUUUCGGGGUUGAAUUUGGGCCUAAUGUCUCUCGACCGUACAGAAUUAAAAAUCAUAUCCAACACUGGCACAGAGCAAGAGCGAAAAUACGCCAGAGCCAUAAUGCCCGUCAGAGACCACGGGAACUACCUACUCUGUAGCAUUUUGCUAGGAAACGUGGCUGUUAACUCGACUUUUACAAUACUCUUGGAUGAGUUGACUUCAGGAUUGUUUGCGGUGAUAUUCUCAACGCUUUCGAUAGUUUUGCUCGGCGAAAUAACUCCACAGGCGAUAUGUUCAAGGCACGGUUUGAUGAUUGGCGCCAGGAGUAUUAUGAUCACUAAGGCGGUGAUGGCCCUAACAGCUCCCCUUGCGUACCCCGUCAGCAAGCUCCUGGACUACUUCCUCGGGGAGGAGAUCGGGAGCGUGUAUAACAGAGAGCGGUUGAAGGAAUUGGUAAAGUUGACAACAGACGUGAACGAUCUCGACAAAGACGAGGUGAACAUAAUAUCCGGUGCUUUGGAACUGCGCAAGAAAACCGUGUCUAGUGUGAUGACGAAACUGGAGGACGUGUUCAUGUUGCCGAUCACGUCGAUACUGGACUUUGAGACGAUGUCGGAGAUUAUUAAGUCUGGCUACUCCCGUAUCCCAGUAUACGAGGGUCACCGCGGGAACAUAGUGACAGUCCUGUUCAUAAAGGACCUCGCGUUCGUGGACCCGGACGACAACACGCCGCUGCGCACGCUCUGCCAGUACUAUCAGAACCCGUGCAACUUUGUGUUCGAAGAUGUCACUUUGGAUGUCAUGUUCAAGCAGUUUAAGGAUGGUCACAAAGGGCACAUGGCGUUCGUGCACCGAAUAAACAGUGAGGGUGAAGGUGACCCGUUCUACGAGACGGUUGGCUUGGUGACGUUGGAGGACGUCAUCGAGGAGAUGAUACAGGCGGAGAUUGUGGAUGAGACCGAUGUGUUCCUGGACAACCGCACGAAGCGCAGACGCAACCGUCCGCAGCACAAACUGCAAGACUUCGCAGCAUUUGCUGAGAGACACGAGCACAGGCGCAUACACAUAUCGCCGCAGCUUACGCUGGCUACGUUCCAGUUUCUCAGCACUAGUGUAGACGCGUUCAAGCCGGACGUCGUCUCAGAGACAGUGUUACGACGUUUACUGAAACAAGAUGUCAUACAUCACAUUAAAGUGAAGGGGAAAACGAAGAAAGACGUCAAUACGUAUGUGUUUCAGCAGGGGAAGCCGGUGGACUACUUCGUGCUGAUCCUGGAAGGCCGAGUGGAGGUGACGGUGGGCCGCGAGAACCUCGUGUUCGAGGCGGGGCCGUUCACGUACUUCGGCGUGCAGGCGCUCACGCAGAACGUGGGGCUCGCGGAAUCCCCCACCCCCUCCGCGAUGGGCUCCCUCCAGAACAUAAAUAUGGACUCGAUGUUGCGUCACACGUUCGUGCCGGACUACUCGGUGCGGGCGGUCACUGAGAUGUUCUAUCUCACUGUUAAACGGAGUCUAUACUUGGCGGCCAAACGUGCUUCCCUCAUGGAAAAGGGCGCUCUAUCGAAGGGCGCAACCAAUGAACAGUUCGACACUGAAGUUGAUAAGCUAUUGGAAUCCGUGGAUGAAGAUAUAAGCAUCAGUGGUGAACACAAAACUCCAUCAAGACAGGUAUCACCGAACCCAUGUCCCACCGCCCGUUCGUCCUUACCACGAAGCUCGCCCGAACGGAACGGGGAUGUGUUCGCGAGGGCAGAUGAACAGGAGAAAUUGCUUAAACAUUAGUGGGGGAGGAUAUAAAAGAGAGGGGGGUGAGAG